AAUAUGCAAAAAUAUACGUUGUCAUAAAUAUGUCUACUGAAAACCUUCCCAUUAUGUUAUUAUAUUGAACUAUUAUGAAGUGGAACAAUCUAUUCACCUAUGUUACACCAUUAUUAAGCAAGUUAAAUAAACUUUGACUCUUUCCCUAUUCAAUUUUCAGAUAAGGAGGACUGCUCUCUCACCUUUCAUAUUGAUAGUUGACCAUUUAACCCAUAUAUCAUCAGCAUUUAGAAGAUAGUGGUUGAUAAAACGUGUAUGUACAUACAACCUGAGCUUUGUAUAACUUCUCACCAGGUCAUGAAUUGACCUUUAACAUGUUUUAUUAUGAACAUGAGUAGAAAUGAGUAGAAACAUGAGAAACAUGAGUAGAAAUAUCUUAGAAGGUAUCCAGUGUCUUCAGGAAGGUAGCAGUGCACUCAGAGAAAUUCAAGUAAACAAAAAAAACAGACAAAAGGAAAUGACAGUUUGACCUGAUUAAAGGGAUAAUUCAAGAUUUUGGCAAUUUGGCCCUUUAUCUAUUUCCCCAGAAUCAAAUGAACUCGUGUAUACCAUUGCCAAAAUACAGAAGUAUCCCUUUAAGGAUCAAGUGAGAUGUUUCUUUUCACCCGGUGAAAUAAAAUGUGUGAUUAGAGUGCUCCAUAGAUACUUAUAGACUUCCUGUCAUUGCUUUAAUGCUAGUUAGCAACUUCCUUCAAACUGCACGCAGAGAUAUAAAAAUCAUAUCCACAAGUUCAUCUGAUUAUGACAUCAUCCUUUUAGGAUGUGUGCCAAUUAACUGUCAGUAAACCAACACACAAACACAGACACACACUCACACACACCCUGGAACACGUAGGCUCAUUCACAGAGUGCACAAGUAUAUUUUCCAAGCAUGGAUGACCUGGGUGAGUAUUUUUUCCUCUGCUUCUGUUGUGAUGAUUAAAUAUAAAACAAAAUGCAAUAGAUUAAACUAUAAGGGAAUACACAUUGAUAGGUAUGAGCAUAAAUAAGUUUAAAAAAGGAAGUUGCUCAGGAGGUGUACAUGAACAUGUUUUAUGGUGUGUGGUGAAUUAAUGCUUGCCUUGCAUUACAUUGGUCACGCUGAACAUGUCAUGUGUUCUAUCAUACCUAUUUAAAUUGUGUUUUUGUUGAUAUGAUUGUCAAUGUAAAUUCACAGUGAACCACAGAAGGUUAUCUCUGUUGAGAGACAGAUGGAUUCCUGACGUUGUUGACGGAAGUCACUACCAACCAAAUUACCUUUUCCUAGAGGAGUUGGCUUUUAACUCAACUGGUCCAGAGUCGUCUCAGAAGAAAGAAAGAGAUACAGCCAACACAUAUGGACAGCCAUAUGUGUUAAGUGGCAUUUCCUGCAGGUCCCAAAGGUGUGUUCUGUUGGUCUCCAUCCAAGGAAAGGAAAGGAGCCAGAUAGCACCAAUGUAUACAGUGAGUUACCAGCUCCAAUGGAGGCUGGUCUGCUGAGCCCUCGCUCUGCUUCCAGAGAGCUGGAUUCCAUAAUGGAUGAAUUGCUGCUUGACCUGGAGAUGGGGCUGCCAGACCCUUCUCCCUCAACCCCACCACCGCUUGUCCAGAAGUCAGUCAAGAAGAAACAGAUUGGAGAAAAGAAAGAAAUGGAUGACACACAAGUGAAAGAUGAGAGCACAAACAGCCCAAAGACUUCUGAUCUGGAGCGCAAGGCCUCAACACACGGAAAAACAGACACCAUAGAUGACCUUCUGGGAGGCCUGAGCUCUGAUAUGGAGAAGAUGGGUGUACACACCACGGCCAAGGGUCACUGUGCUUCUUGUGGAAAGGUCAUUGUGGGAAAGAUGAUCACAGCCCUGGGCCAGGUGUGGCACCCAGAACACUUUGUUUGUGUGGUGUGUACGGCUGAGCUGGGCACCAUUGGCUUCUUUGAGAGGGAGGGGAAGGCCUACUGUGAGAAAGACUACCAGCAUCUCUUUUCACCCCGCUGUAGUUACUGCAAGGGCCCCAUUCUGAAGAACAUCCUGACAGCGAUGGACUGCACCUGGCACCCUGAGCACUUCUUCUGUUCCCACUGUGGGGAGUGCUUUGGGCCUGAAGGUUUUCUGGAGAAGGACGGGAAGCCGUACUGCCACAGAGACUUUUACCAUCUCUUUGCUCCAAAGUGCUCUGGCUGCGGAGAGCCUGUGAAAGAGAACUUCCUGACUGCAGCCAACGGCACCUGGCAUCCCAACUGCUUCGUCUGCUCAGACUGUCUGAAGUCCUUCCCCGAUGGUUGUUUCCUGGAGCUGGAUGGUCGUCCCCUGUGCUCUCUGCACUUCCACUCCCGCCAGGAUACACUGUGUGGGGGCUGUGGAGAGCCCAUCUCUGGGUGCUGCAUCUCGGCUAUGGAGCGCAAGUUCCACCCUGAGCACUUUGUGUGUGCUUUCUGUCUGAGGAAACUCAGUCAGGGAGAAUUCAAGGAGCAGGCAGGGAAACCCUACUGCUCAGCCUGCCACACCAAACUGUUUGUGUGAGGUAAUCAAGGUAAUCAAUUAACCUGAAAAAAGUCCUACUUACAAAGUAUGUUGAAAAUCCCACACAAAUAAUCUAGGCAAUAUCUGCAUAGAAAUCUAAAAAUAAACGAUGAAUUGAA
This is a messenger RNA of Oncorhynchus mykiss (rainbow trout), 2596 nucleotides long. NCBI's taxonomy places the organism in Eukaryota, Metazoa, Chordata, Actinopteri, Salmoniformes, Salmonidae. The record is from RefSeq and is a predicted model, not a curated record.